AUGCGUAGCACUGAACCUCACCACAUUUGGGUACCGGGCGGUGAUAGACGUGGCAGGAAAAAGACCAUAUCGGACCCAUCGGACUUUCGGGUCCCGAAAAGUGCGAGCGACCCAUCGGAGUGGGGUAUGCUGGCCUCCUCCGACCACGAGGUGUUCGGCUCCAAGGCGGACCUACAGCUGCACACGCAGAUCCACCUGCGCGAGGCGAAGCCCUACCGCUGCACCCAGUGCCCGAAGGCGUUCGCCAACUCCUCGUACCUGGCGCAGCACUCGCGCAUCCACCUCGGCAUAAAGCCGUACCGCUGCGAGAUCUGCCAGCGCAAGUUCACGCAGCUGUCGCACCUGCAGCAGCACAUCCGCACGCACACAGGUGACAAGCCCUACAGGUGCACGCAGAUCGGCUGCACGAAGGCGUUCUCGCAGCUCUCCAACCUGCAGAGCCACAGCCGCUGCCACCAGACGGACAAGCCGUUCAAGUGCAACUCCUGCUACAAGUGCUUCACGCACGAGAAGGACCUGCUCGAGCACAUACCGAAGCACAAGGAGUCGAAGCACCUAAAGACGCACAUCUGCCAGUACUGCGGCAAGAGCUACACGCAGGAGACGUACUUGAGCAAGCACAUGAACAAGCACGCAGAGAGGGCGGACAAGCGGCCGCCGAUCUCCGCGCUGGGCUUGAGCGGGCUCAACCGCUCGCUGGCGGCCGCCGCGCCGACCGCGGCCCCUUUCGGGGAGCACCCCUACUGGCCCAAGGUGAGCCCCGACUCCGCCGCGCACAUGUCCGACGAGGGCUACCACCAGCACCGAGACGGCGAGGACCACCACGAGCAGUUGCAGCAGCAGCGGGCCCUGUUCCAGCACGAGGCGCAGGACGACCGCAUCCAGCCGCCCGUCUCCUCGGCCAGCUCGGCCUUCACGCCGAUCAACUCGAUGGCGCCACCUGAACGGGCUCUCGCACCACGGCGCCCUCCCCACGCGGCCGUACCUCUACGACCCGCUCCACUUCCAGCAGGGCAAGCAGCAGCCCAACUCCUUCCCCAACCAGCUGAUAUCGCUGCACCAGAUCAGGAACUACGCCCACCAGCCGUCGGCGCUGCUGCCGGCGGACCACAUCCUGCCCCACUCCCUCGCGCACAAAGACAAACAAUAAGCAACGGCCGACUUGCCCUUCGUUCCGUAGGCGCUCCCUACGUUUUAGCACUUACUACGGUUGUGGUUUAUGUGAUUCGGACGGGGAUCCCGUGUUUGGAGGCCGCGUCGGCCGUCCAGAAGUUUACCGUGCGCUUGUCCGCCACAAAAUUGUUACGGUUUGGCGCCGACGCCUCGGCAGCGAUGGGA
Molecule: messenger RNA, 1338 nt
Organism: Iphiclides podalirius (scarce swallowtail)
Lineage: Eukaryota; Metazoa; Arthropoda; Insecta; Lepidoptera; Papilionidae
Source: the annotation of a GenBank genome assembly